GAUUUUAAAAUCACACUCACUUCUGCGCCUUCUUCAAUAAUUUCCUGGUCAUCUUGAGAAUGGGGUCAAAAGUAGACCAUUUUUAUACUAACAGAAGGGAGAACGCUCGACACAACGAUCAACUGAAACAUAAUUUCCAGUGACAAUUAUUAUAAAAAUACCAACACUGCAAGCUGAUUGCGUUUCAUUCUCCACAAAAAGUGUUUGAGGUAAUUACCUUUUCUUGUGUCCAGAGAGCAUUAGUGCAGUGGAUGAAAGUCAGCCACACAGUAAUUAUGAAACAUAAAGGCAUUAAAGAAGCCAUCUUUUGUGUCGCUCUUAUCCGCAUACUUCUCACUGCACUGGAAAAGACUUCAGAUCAUGUGAAAGGCAGCAGGCAAGACUCGUCGUUCAAACAUCGUGUGUGUGCGUGUGUGUGUGUGUGUCCGUGUCCGUGGAGCUGCGCCCGUGUGUGUGUGUGUGGAAUGUAUUUUACUGAUAAUGAUCGUAUAUUUUCCCCAUCAGAUCAACGGACAAAAUAACAUAACAACAUCCUCGUUCUUGGACUACUGCAAUAUACUUUUUUUAAUCUGUAUAGCAAAGCUAAUUUUUUUAACAAAGUAGAAUAUAUCAAAAUAUUUGUUGUGUAUACUUGGAUAUGCUAUACACAACAAAGUAUACACUUCAGCUUCAUAAUGUGCGUACUUAGAUCCUGGGGACUCCAAUUUUUUCAGUGUAGUGCUGUCCCAAAUUGACUACUGUCGUCACUCACUUACCGGAAAUGAUCAUAUUAUUGUGCAUCGCCACCACUGGAGUUAAUCCCUCCUCUUCCGUCACGUAGCCAAGAUAGCUUUAGGGCGUGGUGUGUGCAACAUCCGGGUACCAGCGGCGCACUGCAUUUUGCGGUACUGUACUACUAAUGCACUCAGAACGCUAAGAGUAAGUGUCUAAGUGUGCGAUUUGGAACGGAGGCAAAGACAAAUAAAAAAAAGUGAAAACCGGCCCUGUGUAUCACGUGGCUUCGUUUCCACGUGAUCAAACCGGAAGUGUGCGCCAAACCUCAACGUGUUCCUGUCACAUUGCAGUGUUUUGCCGCUAAAUUAUUAGAAGUAUCUUGUAGUAGUAGUUAUCAGUGUUUUAGCUGCAAUGAACGAGGAAGUGUGCUACCUGAAGGCAGAGCUAAAAGAAAAAGAGAAAGAGAUUGUAGCUCUCAAGAAUAAACUGGCCAUGCUCGAAAAGAAGAGUGACAGCUUAGAUCCAGUGCUACACGACAGAGUGACACCUCUUCCUCCACUUAAAGCCAAAACUGCUCUUUCCAACGAAGACACCAUGCGUUACAGUCGACAGCUCCUCCUGCCUGAGCUGGGUGUACAAGGACAGCUGAACCUAUCCAAGACCUCGGUACUGAUUGUGGGAUGUGGAGGACUUGGCUGUCCUCUGGCUCAGUAUCUAGCAGCAGCAGGUAUAGGGCGCCUGGGCCUGCUGGACUAUGAUGAGGUGGAGCUCAAUAACCUGCAUAGACAAGUGCUGCAUGGGGAGGAGAACCAGGGUCAAGCGAAAGCUUUGUCUGCUGCCAACGCAGUUAGAAGGUUAAACUCAAGAGUGGAGUGUGUCCCUUACCACCUUCAGCUUUCAUCUGAGAACGCCAUGCAGCUCAUUCAACAGUAUGAUAUUGUGGCCGAUUGUUCAGAUAAUGUCCCCACUCGUUAUCUUGUCAACGAUGCCUGUGUGCUGAGUGGAAAACCUCUAGUAUCAGCGAGUGCCCUGAGAAUGGAGGGACAGUUGUCAGUGUACAACUACGACGGAGGCCCUUGCUACAGGUGCCUGUACCCGGUGCCACCACCCCCGGAGACAGUGACCAACUGUUCUGACGGAGGGGUGCUAGGAGUAGUUCCAGGCAUAAUGGGCUGCUUUCAGGCACUAGAGGUCCUCAAAAUAGCCUCUGGACAAGGCUCUUCCUGCGGCCAGCAACUGGUAAUGUUUGACGCUCAAAGUGCCAGAUUUCGGUCCAUCAGAUUGCGGCCUAAGAAGUCCAGCUGUGCGGUUUGUGGGGAGCAGCCCAGUGUAACCCAGCUAGUGGACUACGAAGCCCUCUGCGGGUCCGCCGCAACAGAUAAGUGUCGCAGACUCGCGCUCCUGUCCAGAGAUCAGAGGAUCACAGUGCAGGAUUAUAAAUACAUUGUGGACAAUUCCGAGCCACAUCUCUUGUUGGAUGUGCGCCCUUUUGUGGAAGUGGACAUAUGCCGUUUACCUGGCUCGCUCAACAUUCCGCUCUCAAGUUUAGAAGAGAGGAGGAGUGAACAUAUCCAGUUACUUCAGGAGCAUAUCCGCCAAUUGAAACACAAGACCGGUGGUAUCAACUGGCCUCCAGUGUAUGUGAUAUGUAAGCUGGGCAACGACUCUCAGAAGGCUGUGCAGGUUCUACAGAAGAUGAGUGGAACAGAAGUGGACAAUAUCUCAGCCAAAGAUGUCUGUGGAGGCCUGAUGGCUUGGGCGCAGAGGAUAGACCCCACAUUCCCACAAUAUUAAUAAUGUAAUAUCUUUUUAUUGUUUUUCUGGAAAAUAAACAUUGGCUUUUUA
This is a messenger RNA of Doryrhamphus excisus (bluestripe pipefish), 2559 nucleotides long. Lineage: Eukaryota; Metazoa; Chordata; Actinopteri; Syngnathiformes; Syngnathidae. The record is from RefSeq and is a predicted model, not a curated record.